This is a messenger RNA of Drosophila serrata, 3959 nucleotides long. RefSeq names its product serine/threonine-protein kinase PAK 3-like protein (gene Pak). The record is from RefSeq and is a predicted model, not a curated record. NCBI's taxonomy places the organism in Eukaryota, Metazoa, Arthropoda, Insecta, Diptera, Drosophilidae. Gene Ontology annotation, molecular function: protein serine/threonine kinase activity; ATP binding. Gene Ontology annotation, biological process: protein phosphorylation.
CAACCCUACACUUUCUGUAAUUAUUUUUCAUACUAUAUUUAACGAGAUCGUGGAAAAUGUAAGCUAGUUUAAUUGUUUAACAAGUGGGCGAAAUGUGCGCGUGUUGCCAAAUUCAAGCCAAAAUCGAGACUCGUCGCCGUUUUCGAACUGUAUGGUUGGCUUUUCCUGCUGUCGGCCAUUAGUGCACACAAGAGAGAAAACGGGAAAAUAAUACCGACUGUGUGUUGUGCGUGCGUGUGUGUUUGUGCGAGUGUGCACUGAAGUGUUGUGGGCUCGGAAAACUCCAAGAAGCCAACGGAAAAGUGGGGGCCCAUCAAUAAAUUCUAAACGUUUCGUCGAGUGCAAACGCCGAACAGGGUGAUCCGAGCAAGCAAAAGCAACCAAGACAUACAUGUGUACCUGCACUGGUUUCUGGCCCUAGAACAGCUGUGCAUUAAAAGGCGCUAGACGUAGAGGCGGCGGAGGAAGCAGGAGACAAACAGAAGAGGAAGACGAAGCGGCAGGUGGAGACGAAGAGGCAGAACAAAACGGCAUGUCCAGCGAGGAAGACAAACCGCCGGCGCCGCCCGUGCGCCUCACCAGCAACCGAGGUGGUAUCGAGCGAUCCGCGGGAGGAGGUGUCGGCGGAGGCGGCGGCAGCGGCGAUGUUCCGCCCGACAUGCGUCCGCUGCCCAAGGAACCCGACGAUGCCGACCGCAAAAAAAAGACGCUUAAGAGCAAGAUUAAGGGCUCCAAGCCUUCGCACACGGACUCCAAGCCGAACAUCUCAUAUCCCACGAACUUCGAGCACACGGUCCAUGUGGGCUUUGAUGCCGUGACCGGCGAGUUUACGGGAAUGCCAGAGGCGUGGGCGCGUCUGCUGAUGAACUCGAACAUUAGCAAGCAGGAGCAAAAGAAGAAUCCCCAGGCCGUGCUCGAUGUUCUCAAGUGGUUCGAUAAUACAACCAAACAGAGGCCAAGUUCCAAGUACAUGACAAAUGCCAUUACGACGCAUUCAGGUUCAUCGCUUAGCCGAGUCAGCAGCAGCAGUCCCAGCAGCACGCCCACAGACUCGGAACUUCAUGGUUCUAACAGUGGUGGCAACCUUAUUGGCGUGCAACUGGGCAGCAUGACCCUAGGCCCCAAUGCCAAUAAUGUUGCUGUCGCUGGACAAAUCCUGGGAAACCACUACCAACAGCAACAACAGCAGCAGCAUCUUCUCCAGCAGCAGCAACAGUUGCACCAGCACCACAACCAGCAUCACAUUGGCAUCAGUCAGUCGCACUCGUACAACUUUGGCGGCCACACGGCCUCCUCAUCCACAUCGCAACAUUCAUCCGCCAAUGAGGACGACAUGCUAGGACCGCAGCAUCCGCAUCAUCCUCAGCAAUUACAACAGCAGCAGCCGCCACCUCCGCCGGUGGCCUCCAGGCCUGAACGUACGAAAUCCAUCUAUACAAGGCCCAUCGAGGAGCUGCAGCCGGUGCCGCCAGCCAUUAGCAUGCCCAUGCCAGCGGCUCCUGCGACCACGCCCACAACGCCGCUGCAGAAUCAUCGAGCGCCGGGUGGAAUGGCAGCGCCGACUGCGUCGCCGUUGAUGCACAACAAUGUGACAACGACGCUGGACAAGAACAAGAACAACGCAACUCCAACAUCCCCAACAACCACAACAACAGCAGAAACAGAAGGCACCGAUGCAACAUCAACAACAACAACGACAGCAACGGAAGCAGCAACAACAACUGCUGCUGCUUCUCUCUUGUCUGCUACUAACCCUAGUUGUACUACCACUACUACUACUUCUACUACCAUUGCUCCUGCUACUGCUCCUGCUCCAGCAGCGCCGCGUGGUAGCCUCGUCGAGGCAGCAACAGCCACCACUGCAACAGCAGAAACAGCUACAGCAGCCCCCACAGCAACAACGACUAAUCACCAUUCCUCUGCUUCCUCCUUUUCAUCAUUUCCAUCGUUCCACGACGACGAUGCCACGCACCUGCCACACGGCCUGCCUUCGAUCCACUGUCCAACGCCGACGCCCACGUCUUCCGCCCGUAACUCGACCGUUCCGCUUCCGGUUGCGGUUCCCCUGCCGCCAAUUAUAACGCCCGCCACACCCACACCCGCGACCACUGGAUCAUCAGAUCUGUAUACGCCAGACACGACGGCGGCAGCUGUUCCUCCACCGGCGGCUGGCAAUCAGAUCGCCGUGCCACAGGCAGCGUCGGCGGCGGCAGUCACGCCAAAUACCCGAGCGGCCAAUGCCAAGAAGAAGAAGAUGUCCGACGAAGAGAUCCUGGAGAAGCUGCGCACCAUUGUCUCCGUGGGCGAUCCGAAUCGCAAGUACACCAAGAUGGAGAAGAUAGGUCAGGGCGCCUCAGGCACUGUUUACACCGCGAUUGAAUCGUCGACGGGCAUGGAGGUGGCCAUCAAGCAAAUGAAUCUAUCGCAGCAGCCUAAAAAGGAGCUGAUCAUUAAUGAGAUCCUUGUGAUGCGGGAGAACAAGCACCCGAAUGUUGUCAACUACCUGGACAGUUAUCUGGUGUCCGAAGAGCUAUGGGUGGUCAUGGAGUACCUACCUGGCGGCUCACUCACGGACGUCGUUACGGAGACCUGUAUGGAUGAGGGCCAGAUAGCGGCCGUAUGCCGCGAGGUGCUUCAAGCCUUGGAGUUCCUCCAUGCCAACCAGGUCAUUCAUCGAGACAUCAAGAGUGACAACAUUCUGCUGGGCCUUGACGGCUCCGUCAAGCUGACUGAUUUCGGUUUCUGUGCGCAGAUCUCGCCAGAGCAAUCCAAACGCACAACGAUGGUAGGCACACCAUACUGGAUGGCGCCCGAGGUGGUCACCCGGAAGCAGUACGGACCCAAGGUGGACUUGUGGUCCCUGGGCAUUAUGGCCAUAGAGAUGGUCGAGGGUGAGCCGCCGUAUUUGAACGAGAAUCCGCUUAAAGCCUUGUACCUCAUUGCCACCAAUGGCAAGCCCGAGAUUAAAGAAAAAGACAAGCUGUCCGCAGCGUUUCAGGACUUCCUCGACCAGUGUUUGGAGGUGGAGGUCGAGCGACGAGCCAGUGCAAUGGACUUGCUGAAGCAUCCGUUCCUGAAACUGGCCCGUCCAUUGGCCAGUCUGACGCCUUUGAUUAUGGCCGCCAAGGAGGCCACCAAGGGCAACUGAUUGACAACCAAGAAGAAGCCGCUUAUUUAACCAUUACUAAUGAAUUAUUACUGCAGAAAACAACAAGAAAAACAGCAACAACAACAACCACAAUAGCUACAAUAACAUUUAUGCAUAUUGAACAGAUGAUGAAUUAAUGAUUAUGAUUACUAUUAUUAAUUAUUUAUAUAAACGUAUUAUAUACACACACACAUAUUAUAUUAUAUAUAUUCUAACAAAAACAAAAGAGAAACUGCAUACAGCAACCGAGAGACACGCGUAGUUCAAUUUACAAAAUUCGGUUAUCUGAUUUUUAUACAAACCCUGCAAGAAAAAAGAGAUCACACCAUCGAAAAAUUAUGUUUCCAACAUUUGUUAUACCAAAACAUAAAUUUAAAUUUGUAUUUGUACUUGUAUAGACCCAUAAUUUGUAUCAAGCAUUUUGAAUGCUUAUCCAAAUUGUAAGCUUAAAGAGAGAUCGAUCAUUCAAAGAAGAGAACAUAACAAAACACGUACAUUAUAGUUGUCAAGAUUUAUACAUAUACAUUACAAUUGGUAACUUUUGCAUUUAAACAAAAUGAAGGGAAAUAUACUUACAUAUUUUUACAUUGUAUAAAGCACGUUUAAUUUCAUUUUUUCCCCAUUAAAUUUCUAUAAGAAAGCUUAAAGAAUGUACGAAUUAUCUAUGAGAGAGAGGAUGAACACACGAGAAACUUUGCUGUUACUAACCUAAUAUGACUUGGAGUAUUAUCGCUGAUUUUAGUAAAAGUUUCAUUUAGCUUUUAUAAACUGCUUUAUGUAAUAAAAGUACUAUAUUUUUUAUAUGAUUUUA